GCUAUCUGAGGUUUUCAUCGCAAUCUUUCUGUGUUCAGUCAGGGCGAAGCGUGUGCUCCCAGACAAAGAUUUGUGGUCACUGAAACAAGGUCAAGUGUACUAUACAAAAUAGAGCAACAGAUAAGAAAGGUGACGCAAGUCCAAGACAACAGAAACGGCCUAGUACAUUUAGUUGAGUUAGAUAAUGAUUAGUCCGUUUGCUUUACGAAAACCUCAACAUGUUGUUUAUUUUACUACUCCUCGGAUCUGUUGAUUGCUAUUUAAUGAACAAUCCAGAGCCACCGAGUUCCGAACAUACCCUGGCAGAACAAGUGCAGAUGUUGAUGGAGCAGAUUAUUCAUCUGCAAAAUGACGUCAGCGAUUUGAAAAAUCAAAUAUCUGUGCUAAAUGCAAAAGAUCUCAGCAUCGCGUUUUUCGCCUAUCUGAAAAACGAUUUGGUCAACGUUACUAAGGGAACCUCUCUCUCCUUCUCCGGAAUCAGAACUAACAUAGGAAACGCAUACGACCCACUACACGGAAUCUUCGUGGCUCCCGCCUCCGGUUCUUACAAUUUCGCAUUUUCCGGCAGCGCACAACCAGCAUCCCAAGAUCAUGGUCUCCACAUCUUCUUGAAAAAGAAUGGAGUAAGUGAAAUGUACGUUUUCUUUGACCACAAUAGCCACGAGUGGAUCCAACAUGGCGGAUCUGUCGUCCUUCACCUCAACAAAGGUGACCGGGUGUGGCUAGAGGUCGGGGACAGGUGGGGGUCAAACAUUCUAGGCGGAAGUCGGGCCGCUGACAACGCUUACCACAGCCAUUUCUCGGGGUUCCUUGUACAGGCAGAUUAAUGCGGUAGAAAAAAAUAAAUAUUAUAUUUGUGCACUGAA
Molecule: messenger RNA, 866 nt
Organism: Magallana angulata
Lineage: Eukaryota; Metazoa; Mollusca; Bivalvia; Ostreida; Ostreidae
Product: complement C1q tumor necrosis factor-related protein 3-like
Exons: 3
Coding region: 219-827 (202 amino acids)
Molecular function (GO): protein binding
Source: RefSeq, a predicted model, not a curated record